Thrips palmi is the source of this 4203-nucleotide messenger RNA. Its product is annotated as lysine-specific demethylase 5A-like. Gene Ontology annotation, biological process: chromatin remodeling. The transcript has 23 exons. Gene Ontology annotation, molecular function: histone demethylase activity. Bases 1 to 4089 code for a protein of 1362 amino acids. NCBI's taxonomy places the organism in Eukaryota, Metazoa, Arthropoda, Insecta, Thysanoptera, Thripidae. The record is from RefSeq and is a predicted model, not a curated record. Gene Ontology annotation, cellular component: nucleus.
AUGGAGUCUGGGGAGGACACCCCCUCGAUUGAAACGUCGGAGCAGGGCUCCGAGCGAAGCGAUAGCCCUGGUUGUGAUGACCAGCUAUUUAACUUUCCUUAUGCUCCUACAUUUGAACCAACGGCUGAAGAAUUUCGCGAUCCUACGGCAUAUAUCAGCAAGAUUAGAUCUGAAGCUGAACGCUUCGGUGUCUGUAAGAUCAAACCCCCUGAAGAUUGGUGUCCACCCUUUGCUGCAGACACUGAGAAGUUCAGGUUUACUCCUCGAGUACAACAUGUAACAGCCAAAUUGGAGCGCGAGUGCCCCAACUGCGGUAAUUCCAAAAACAAUGGUGCUCAGUUGUACUGUUGUCUCUGUUAUGAUAUGUAUCAUGUGGCCUGUCUAGAUCCAAUACAUGCAGAAAAGGAUGAUGAUAUGUGGUGGUGUUCACGAUGUGUGAGAGGUGAGGAGCAGGUCCCACAAGAUGCCUCAUUGUCGGAUCAGAGGUACACUUUGAGUCAGUUUGGCAAUCUGGCUGACAAAUUCAAAUCUGAAUAUUUUAAUUCCCCUCCUGCUUUAAUUGCAGCCAAAACUGUGGAACACGACUUUUGGCGUUUGAAGUCCUCACAUGAUGAAGAGGUUUCAGUUGAGUUUGGUGAUAGUCUUUCAAGUGAGGAGUAUGCCUCUGGAUUCCCAAAGUCUCACCAUCGUUCAGACCCUCCUGAAAUUCGAGAGUACUUCCGCUCUCCCUGGAAUCUCCAUAAUUUGGCCCGCCUGGAAAACUCAGUUCUUCAUCAUGUGAAAGAAGCCCAACUCCAUGUACCUGUUGUUGAUGUUGGCAUGUGUUUCACUACUCAUGGAUGGGUGCAAGCCCCACAUUGGUUGUACUCUGUUAGCUAUCUGCACUGGGGAGAGCGGCGUACUUGGUAUGUUGUGCCAGGAGAGUCUGCUGAGAAAUUUGAAUCUUUCAUCCUUGCCCAAACACCACCCACCCCACUCGCAGUUACUCCUGAAAAAUUGUGGGAAGCAGAUUUCCCAGUCUAUCGUUUGGAACAGAAUGCUGCAGAAUUUGUGAUAUUAUUCCCAAGGUCAUAUCAACUCAAUUUUAGUCAUGGUUUUAACUUUGCGGAAUGUGUUUUAUAUGCGCCCCCUGAUUGGAUUGAGUUUGGAGGAGACUGUGAAGCAUACUAUUCGUCUAAGAGGCGCCCCAAUCUAUUUUCUCAUUCAGAAAUACUUUGCAGAAUGGCUUGCUCUUGGCCUUGUUUAGAUUCUGCUCUCAGACCAGCUGUUUUUGAAGAUUUAAAAGAUCUGUUGAGUGACCACCGAGUACAAGUUAAGAGAGCUUAUAGGAAGGGUGUUACUAAUUCAUCAAAAGAAAUGAUGGAAGCCAUGCCUUGGGGAGAACGGCGAUGUGCUAUUUGUCAUUCUAUCUGUUUCUUGUCGGCCGUGACAUGUGUUUGUGAUGCUGAGAGAAUGGUUUGCCUUGACCAUUUGAGUUGUCUCUGUGACUGUGAUUAUAGCAAUUAUACUUUAAGGUACCGAUACUCUGAUGAAGAAAUUCCCAAACUGUUGAGUAAUCUAUCUUGCUGGGUAGAAGAAUUAAAUACUUGGCAGCAGAAAGUAGCUGAGCUGUAUAAGAAGGGGGCUGAAAAAGAAGAUUUGGAUGCUUUUAAGAAGCUGUUCUCUGAGGCUCAGGAAAAUCAGUUUCCUGAGUCUGAUCUCUACCAACGUCUCAAAAGCACCAUAGAGGAAGCUACACAACUUGCAGAACUUUGCUCACAGCUGAGCAACAGGAAAGUGAGGACUAGGACAUAUACAACAACAGAUGCUAAGGUGAAACUGUCACUGGAAGAAUUGAAUAGUCUUUGUGGGGCUGUGGGAGAUUUGGCAUGUCGCAUUCCUGAGGGAGAUGCUGUCAUGAGUCUUCUCAGGCGUGCUGAAAACUGUCGCCGCCAUGCAGUAGAGUUACUGGCCCAAGAUGCACCUGACUCUUCUGAACUUGAUGAGUGCUCAGAGCAGGCUGGAGGCCUUGAUAUUCACUUCCCAGAAGUUUCUGUUUUGAAACAGAGGAUUGUACAAGUGGAGUGGUUAGAUGAAGUUAAUGCUUUGAGAGAGUCACCAGAGCAAGUCACUAUGUAUGCUCUGAGACGCCUCAUUAGUAUAGGCAUUGAACUACCACCACAUACACGUGUAGAACAAGCUCUCACAGAACUGCAAGUUCUACUUCGUAGUGUUGAAGAUUGGCAAGAGAGAGCUAAGAUUUGUCUUGAUGUGAAAUGUCGCCAAAACAUCAAUAUCUUGGAAUCUUUAUUGGAAGAGGCAAAGAAUAUACCAGCAUUUUUGCCAAACAUUCAAGUCCUUCACAAUGUGCUUAAGAAAGGAAAGGAAUGGAUUACCAAGGUUGAUGCAAUGCAGAAAUCUGAAGAGUAUCCCUAUCUUGAUUCACUAGAAAAAUUAGUGAAUGGAGGUCGUGGUAUACCUUUGGACUUGGAACAACUGCCACUUCUUGAGCAACAAGUGACUGCAGCCAAAGCAUGGAGGGACCGCACGUCACGAACUUUCCUUCGUAAAAACUCUCUUUACACACUUAUGCAAGCCUUGGCGCCCCGAACUGUUGUCGGAGUGGAGUCUCUUCAUACAAGCAAGACUCUUCAGCAAAUGCAAUACCAACAGCUGUAUCAAGCAAGUGACAUUAAUUCUGUUGAUUCGGCCACAGUUGUUCAAGUUUUCAAGAAAGCAGAAAUUCAAGAAAUGAUGUCAAUGCGAGAGUUGAGGGCCCAAAACACCCAAAAGCGAAUGCGAGAUCCUGGCAACGCAGUGUAUUGUGUGUGCAGAAGAGGGGCUCAUGGCUUUAUGCUCCAAUGUGAACUUUGCAAAGAUUCAUUUCAUGCUUCAUGUGUGCCUCUUCCAAAGACAACUGGCACUAAAGCUCGUUUAUUGACUCCAGCACAGCAGAUUGCAGCUGCUGCUUCUCGAGAAGUCAAAUUCUUGUGCCCUUGUUGUCUCAGGUCAAGAAGACCACGAUUAGAAACCAUUCUUUCCCUCUUAGUUACCAUGCACAAAGUUCCUGUGAGACUCCCAGAGGGAGAUGCUUUAAAGUGUCUCACUGAGCGAGCUAUGAAUUGGCAGGACCGAGCACGUCAGACUCUUGCAACAGAAGAACUUGCCUCUGCUCUUGCAAAACUGUCAGUUCUGUCACAGAAACUUGUGGAAGCUGCAGCCCGAGAAAAGACUGAGAAAAUAAUUUCAAGUGAGCUGAAAAAGGCAGCUAGCAAACCAGAAUUAGGAAUCAAUAUGAUGGCCAUACGAGCUAGUCAUUCUUCAGGUGUGGAAAAGCUUUAUUAUAAUGAAAAUGACGAACAGAACACAAGCUUCAGUAAUUCUGAACAUGCUUACUCAUCUGCGUCUAAGAGUGUUCAAGGACCAUGUAACAAUUCUGGACCACCCAGUAACAAAGGAAAAGUGAAUAUGCAUGGUCCUCUCCUAUCUCUGUCUGAUGGAGUUAGAGUCAAGCUGGAAGAGUUAAUGAUGGAAGGAGACCUCCUUGAAGUGUCUCUUGAUGAAACGCAACACAUUUGGCGGAUUUUACAAGCUACAAAGCCCCCUCAAAACUUCAAAUAUCCUGACAUUGAUGACAUUGAGCAUGAACUGAUGGCUUCUCAAGUUGAAAGAGAAAGGAUGAUGCAUGAACACAAGAAAGAAAGAAGACGCAAGCACAGCGAAAUAGAUAUGGGAACAAGCUACCCUGUGCCUCAAAGGAAACCUAGAAUGUCCUUCCCGAAAGAUUUUGACAAAAUAAGAAGACCACGGCUAAAGGGCAUGAAAAAGACUUUCAAGAGAGACAUGGGCCCGAUGCGGGGCCCAAGAAAGCAAGGCGAUGGUAGAUCCUUCCAACCAAGAAAGGGAAAACGAGGAACAUCAGAUGAAGAUAAUGAUGAAUGCUCUGCAAGACCAUGUUUACAUCCAUUAGAGCGUGAAGUUGACUGGGUGCAAUGUGACGGUGGAUGUGAGCUGUGGUUUCAUCUAUUUUGUGUUGGCUUAGAUAAGAGAGAUGUGAAAGAAGAUGAAGAUUUCAUCUGUAGAGUGUGCCAAGCACGAGGUCCAUCAUAAUUUGUUCUGUGUCAUUCCAAUGUUGUUGUUUUAUAAAUGAUUAUAAAGUGUUAAAUUUUCCCUGUAAUUUUGAGUCAAGUCAAACAUGAAUAAAUCCCAUUAUUUUUUAUCAUU